Molecule: messenger RNA, 4554 nt
Organism: Scatophagus argus
Lineage: Eukaryota; Metazoa; Chordata; Actinopteri; Scatophagidae
Product: monocarboxylate transporter 2-like
Exons: 5
Coding region: 218-1660 (480 amino acids)
Biological process (GO): monocarboxylic acid transport; transmembrane transport
Cellular component (GO): membrane
Molecular function (GO): monocarboxylic acid transmembrane transporter activity
Source: RefSeq, a predicted model, not a curated record
CUGCUACAGACGGCAGCAAUGUGACUUGUCGGCUAAACAACUUUCAAAGGAGCCAAUUCUGUACUAAUCAUACUGAAACUAGACAAAACUGCGACGAAGCCCUCGGGGCCACUCGGUGUGACACGUGACCAGACGUCAAAUAAAGCAGCAGGCUGGAGCUUUAGUCAGUGACUUUUGUACAGGCAAACGGGCUGAGCAGGCGCUUAAUGAAAGGAACAUGCCCCCUGCUCCAACAGAUGAUUUUGGCUGCAAACCCCUUGAUGGUGGCUGGGGCUGGAUGGUGGUGUUCGGGGCCCACAUUUCUAUUGGAUUUGCUUACAGCAUGCCCAAAGUCCUCUCCAUUUUCUUCAAAGAGAUCCAAGAGGACUUGGGGACCAGCUACAGUGAAAUAGCUUUGAUUUCUUCUAUCAUGCUAGCUGCCAUGUAUGGAGGCGGACCAGUGAGCAGUAUGUUGGUCACUCGCUUUGGAAGCCGGCCAGUAGUCAUAGUGGGUGGACUGAUGUGUGGGUUGUCCAUGGCAACAGCUUCUUUUGGGAACUCCAUCAUUUCCAUCUACAUUUGCAUUGGCAUCAUUGGAGGUUUUGGACACUCCUUAAACCUCAAUGCAUCUCUCACCAUCAUCAGCAAAUAUUUUCUGGCCAAGCGCCCUUUAGCCAACGGACUAGCUAUGGCUGGGAGUCCAGUGUUCUUAUGUGUGCUCUCCCCUGUCACCCAAUAUUUACUGGAUAAGUUUGGUUGGAGAGGAAGUUUCCUUAUUCUCGGGGGUCUGAUCCUCAAUUGUUGUGUCGCUGGGGCCCUGAUGAGACCUGUUAUUCUGCUUUGUAAACCGUCUCCUUGUGCAGUACAAGAGGAGGAACAGCCAAAUGACAGCAGCUCUAAGCUAAAACUAAGCUGGAAGAAGAAUGCGAAGAAGUUGUUUGAUUUGUCCUUUUUCAAGGAUAGGGGCUUUGUUAUAUACCUUAUUGGGAAUGUGAUGUUCAUCUUUGGUGCCUAUGGACCUAUUGUGUUCUUGUCGGCCUAUGCCGUUAGCCAGGGCGUAGAAGAGUACUCUGCAGCCUACCUCCUCUCUAUUAUGGGCUUUGUGGACAUGUUUAUUCGGCCUGGCACAGGCCUGGUAGCCAACAGUCGGUGGAUCAGACCCAGAAUACAGUACUUCUUUGGCUUUGCCAUGGUUUUCAAUGGCGUAUGCCACUUAGUGUGCCCACUGAUGAAGACUUAUGCCCUACUGGUCGUUUAUACAGUGCUUUUUGGAAUGAGUUUUGGCAUGGUUUUUGCCAUGAUAUUUGAAUGUCUGAUGGACCUGAUGGGAAAUGAACGCUUCUCCAGUGCAGUUGGACUGGUCACCAUCAUCGAGUGCAUCCCCGUGCUAGUGGGACCACCUGUUGCAGGGUUACUGGUGGACAUCUGUGGUGACUACAAGUACCUUUUCCUCAUGUCUGGUUCUGUGAUUGCGACUGGUGGGGUCUUCCUCUUUGUCAUGAACAUCUACCACUAUCACAUGCUGGAAAAAGAGAAGACAGCAAGGGACAGAGAGCAGAACCAAAAAAACACGGAGAACCAGACCACUGAGGCAUCGAUGAAACAAGCUGAGCUUGAGACUAAAAAGCCGAACGGAGCCCAGCAAGAUCCGUGUCCAGAGAAUGCAGAAACACCAAACUAAAUGUGAUUCCUCUAUUUAGUAUGCUUGUCAGGGGCAUGUGGGUCUUAAUGCAGUGCAGUUACUCUUUCCACUGUUUUCCCAAGCCAGGUUUUCAUCUAAUUGUAGCACAAAUUUAAACCGAAUUUCCAGAAUGAAUGCGCUUCCAUGUAUUACCAAAUAACGGUAGUAGCAGCGUUAAUUCUCCUGGCAGGUGACAUUAAAUCAUUACAGAAGAAGAGCGGAAAAUGAGAUUACAUAAUUAAGAGUCCCUGUCAAACAUGAAACAGUGGAAAGCAAUGUAAAAACAUAACAGAAAUGAAACAUUUCUUUUUGUGUUGUGAUAAUUCGAGGAAGGUUACAGUCUCCUCACCAGUUUAUUUUUGUCUGCUACCUUUUUUGGUCUCCAACUAGCAUGUAGGUCACAUGCAGUGUCGCGAUUUAUUGGCUGUCUGUUUCCAUGUCACCUUACAUUGUGUAUGCACACAUUGAAAACACGCGUAAGACAGGUGGAUGGAAACAUUCAGUCAUUAACGUUGUCAGUCAACAGUCAUUUUGACUUUUGAUUAAGCUUUUAAAUCAAGUGCCUGUAGUCACAGCUCUGUAAGGCUGUAUUUAGGUACAGUGAAGCUUUGACAAUGUUAGCUGAUUCUGAUCAGAUAUAAUGUUUGCCAUAUUCACCAUCUUGAUAUGGUGUGUUAGCAUGCUAACAUUUGUUAUUAAUGGCUGAUGGUUAUGCCAUUAAUUUUCAAAAAAAGUAAUUUCUCAGGGCUCCACUUAAGUGUUACAAGUCAUUUUGAGGAAUGAAUGUCUGUUACAAAUUUCAUGGCAGCCCAUCCAGAAAUUGUUGAGAUAUUCAAACAUCAGCUGCAUGCUGGAAAAGUCAGUGCCUGGGCAUUAUGAAUGUCUCUACCAAACUUUUCACUAAUUCAUCAGUAGAUGUUUCAGUAUUUAAUUUAUAGCCAGGAAUGUCGGCCUGCUGUUACGAAGAACUAGUCAGAAAAAGUCAAUCAGUGUCAUCAUCUCUGCUUUUGGACAAAAUUUGCCAGAAAAUGCUGAAAUGCGCAUAGCCUCAACAUAUGGGAGGGAAUCAUAAAGGUCAUUCACAUACUGCAUGUCCCCCAUAUGUCUAAACACCAUCCUUUCUAUUUUGCUUAUUUCAUCUAUCAGAACAUGUGUGUUGUUAACACCAGUCAGACUUCCCUUCCUAUCUGGUGUAUUGUUGGUUUCGGCAUCACCGUCCCAUCCACUGAAUACCGAGUGUAUCUACAUCUCAACUAUCAAAAGGAAUAUUCCAAACAAACCUUAGAGGGCAGCAAUUUACCAUUGCAACAUUAAACCCCAGCAGUGUUUGUUAUGUUGUCAUCCUUACUACUGUGCUUGCAUACUUUAGUAAUUCCCCAUAAAUGGCUGGUAAUUCAUAUACUACAUAAGGCUAAUCCAGCUAGCAUUGGCAUGCUAUUUGCCAGCUGCAUAAAGCUAAUGACCAAUUGAGGCAGUAGCUAAUCCAGUGGGUUGCUAGCAUAAGUUUCCUAGUUACCAGUUUGCUCAAAUGAUCAGUCAGUUUCUAAUUUCCCACCUCUGGAUACUCAUUUUCCCACUUUCAGCCUCUCAGUUACCAGCAUAAGCUUACCAUUGGCCAGACCAGUGGCUGACUUCAGUAGGAUAAAGCCUUUUUUUUAUUUUUUUAUUUUUUUUAUUAUUUGGUAAUUAAAAGUAUGAACCUGAAAAUGAGUAUACUUAAAUGUUUACUUCUAAUGUGUAAAUAAUCAUGAAAGCACACACCUUCUUGUCUGUUUUGUCAUUCAUAACAGUUCAUUUCACAGUAAUCGAAUCUGUCUGUGAAGACUGUAAUUGCUUUUGUUGCAAUGUACCAUAACCUCAGGGGACUGCUAUGAGAUAUUUUGCAUUUGAAGUGUGGACAAUAUGUGCAGAUGAAGGGUGUAACAAGAUGAUUUAUCUCUUCUUUAGCUACUGUUCAGUGAAACUUCUUUGAAAAUAAGUAGUAAAGCCUGUAACAUGCAUACAGUAACAAAACUUGUUACUUAAGUUUGGUAUCUGCGGCAAGUAAUACUGUCUUUUAAAACGUUUUGUCACGAUGUGGAAGACCAUGUGACGUGAAAAUGUAAUUACACAAGUUGUAAUUAUAUAAUUUUAUUGAUUUUCCUCAUAUCUAUGUGUUCUUUGAGGAAAAAUUAAAAUAAAAAUGCACUAAUCCAAUUUUCACGUACUUGUGGCAUUUUAUGACCAUGUUAAAAUGAAAAUGGAGAAGCUGUUUGACAUUUCAUUUUCACAGACUAAACCUGCUGUGGAUAAAAGUGGAUAAAAUAUUCAACUAAAAUAAGUGAAAGAGCACCCCCAGCCUAUUGCAUUUACUUUAGAUGAGUUUAAGUCUGGAGUCUGAAAAAAAUGUUGUGGCUUUACAUUUUCAAGUUAGCAUUGUCAUUUUAACAUAUUCCCUCAUGGGCUUCCAUAUAGAUUUUUUUAAUUUGAGCUUUUAUGUUUAAACAUUAGAAAGUAUGCUGUGUGAGCCACAGUAAUGUAAUAAUUUUGUGUUGACCUUUAACAGUGACAUUUGUUAGGUGGGAGAGAAUGCAUUUGUAUGCACUGUUGAUUGAUUUGACGCUUGGUGUAUUAGGCCAUGUGAGGAAAUGUGUUUUUUGGAGUGGGAGUGAGUGACAAAAAGUGAAUUUGUACUGCAAAUUAUCCAAAGUCUUGUUAUUACAGAUUAACAUUUUAAGGUGAUGGCAGCUUUUGGAUUCUCUGUCCCAGAGAAUUUAAUGAAAGCUUUAGUUUACCAGUUUGAUUAUUAUAGUUUAUUUAAAUUUCUGACAUAUUUUAUGCACAUGUGGUAUAUAAUGUACCGCUGUUGUAAUAACACUAUAUUGUUAAUGUCAAUAAAAUCCCCAUAUAUUUCA